Rhincodon typus (whale shark) is the source of this 4808-nucleotide messenger RNA. RefSeq names its product maturin, neural progenitor differentiation regulator homolog (Xenopus) (gene mturn). Gene Ontology annotation, cellular component: cytoplasm. Lineage: Eukaryota; Metazoa; Chordata; Chondrichthyes; Orectolobiformes; Rhincodontidae. The record is from RefSeq and is a predicted model, not a curated record. The transcript is spliced from 3 exons. Bases 319 to 714 code for a protein of 131 amino acids. Gene Ontology annotation, biological process: regulation of signaling; positive regulation of megakaryocyte differentiation.
CAUUCGCAUUGGUUGGCGGCGUGGAGGAGCGCGAGCCGCACAGUGCGGCGGCGCGUUACAGUGACAGAGCUGCACACCGUCCGUUCCAAACGGAGAUCAGCGACCACUCCCGUCCCUUCCCUCCCCCAACAGCGAAAACAAAGAGCGGCGCGCGCCAUCGGCCGCGCUCUCCUCUUGAGGCCGAUGCGGCGGCAGAGAUCGCGCCUGAGGCUAACGGACCGGACUGACUCGUAAACACCCGCCACCGCAUCCAUCACCCCCGCCCGCCGGCCAGCCACACCGGAGAGGAGGAGGAGGAGCCGGAGGCGGCGGGCGGCCAUGGAAUUCCAGCAGUUCGUCGACAUCGCGGACAAGUGGUGCUACAACACCCCGUUCGAGCUGAUCGCCACCGAGGAGGCCGAGAGCCGACUGGAUUUCUACGCGGACCCCGGCGUUUCCUUCUACGUCCUGUGCCCGGACAGCGACUUCAGGGAUAAUUUCCAUGUAUGGAGUGAAAGUGAAGACUGCCUACCAUUCCUACAAUUGGUACAAGAAUACAUCUUAUCCUGUGGAAAGAAGACUCUCUCUGAAGUACUGGAAAAAGUCUUUAAGUCAUUUAAACCUUUACUGGGUCUUCCCGAUGUAGAUGAUGAUGCAUUUGAAGAUUACAACGCGGAUGUUGAAGAGGAGGAGCCUGAAGCAGACAGUCAGCAUAUGAGUGUCAGUCAGCAGUAAAUGUGCAGAGAAAAAUCAGAUUGUAUGAAGUCUUUAUUUUAUUGAUGGAUGACCCAUAUUCUCUAUUCCCAUUCAACAAUCUGAAUAGUCUCUAAUUGUAUCAAGUUUGAAACAAUAUUCCUAAAUAUUAUCUAGUUUGUUCUGUGUCAUUUAACUGUUCAUCAUUUUGUCAAACUGUAAGGAGGUGUGAAAGUUUAUCAGGCUAUGUAUAUAUAUUAAAGUGUUUUCUUUUUGAAGGGAGCAUCCAUUAUUUGGAUUGGCCUGUAUUGAAUAUGUAAAGCUGUAUUAAUUUCAGAUUGUUUUUAAGUUGGGCCUUUUCUUAAAGGAUGGUUUAAAAUUAAAUUGAUGCAAUCAGAAUUUCAAAUAAACUAGGUUUUAAGCCAUACCUCAGUGAUUGACCUACUAAAAUAUUCUCAAAUUGUUUUAAGAAUUGUUCACUGGAAAACUUCAUAUUAGGUCGAUCAGUAAAAUCACACAGAUGUUAGAGCACAGGAACAGGCCAUUCAGCUUAACUGUCCUGUGCUAAUGUUUUUGCCCCGUAAUGGCCUUCUUCCACUCAAUUGUUCAUCUAACCCUGUUUACGUAGCCUUCCAUUUAUUUUGAUGUCAUUUCAUUUUCAAAUACCUAGCUUUAUUAAAUAUUUUUAAAGAAUAUUGAUUGUGGGUAUUUAACUGAAGUUGUCCAAGUAUUUAACUUGUUCCUAAGCAACCUUUGUGAUGAGUUGGUUUUUAGUGCAGAUUUUACUUUAUAAGUUCUAUCAGGUAGUUUUACAGUGAUUAUUUCACUCAAAAUAUCCUUGAACAUACUAAUUAAAAUGCAACACUGAAUUAAAACUGACAUCUGCUCGCAUCAACUUGUUACAUUGUAAAAUCAAAGGAAUGUGCUACUGUGUAGAUGCUUGAGGGCAUUAAAUACCGUUUUCUGCUACUGCUGUAUGUACUGCAGGUACUGUUUACUGUACUGCAUUAAUUAUUGCUUGGCUUUUAAUGCACUACAGUCUGUUGGCUACUUUACUGAUUACUUCCUAUGCAUCUUAGACAAAACAUUUCCAGCUAUAACAUUCCCAGUUGUAGAUCAGAAAAGCACAGAUUUUAGUUCUCUGUUAAUGUGCGUUACUAGAAGGAGCUGUAAACUUGCUUUUAGUUGGGGGGAGUGGGGGUGGAAUUAGUCAUGUGUAUCUGAACGGAUUUUUAAAAAAUGUAAUACUCAUUGAAUAAUGGGUUGCUUAUUCAAAAUGUUGUAAGUGGUAAAUUGUACUGUACCUGGCCUGUGGAUCUCUUGUAUUAUAUCUGUGUGUAUACUGUAAAAUAGAAUGCCUUGUGUAAUCGUAGGACAUUUGAGGUUGCAGAAAAUCUUAGUGUUUUAAAAUGCCUUCUACUGAGAUGCUAAUUUGAAGCAGAUUGGAACAUUCCUUUGCUUGUGAUUGGAGAGUCUGUUACUUUUAUUGACUAGGGUAAGUUAAGGCCAUAGACAAGAGUGUAAGUGUAAAUAUUCUAUUCUACAGUAUAUAUACUGUACAGAUAAUCAAAGUAAAAGCUUGGUCUGUACUUUGUGUGAACAGUACCCAGUGUUUUAAUAUGUUAUGUGCGUGUCUAAUUUUGUUGAUCCUGAAGGAGGGAGGAAGCAUCCUGUUAACAGCCAUCGAAUUGCCUCUUCCUUUUAAAUGCAUGGCUGGUUGACACAGGAGGUAUUAUUUUAAUUUUGGUAGUUUAUAAAAAUUACUUUAUUGUUGAUGUAAUGCUUUGUUACAACCUACAGCACUUCAUUUAUAGAUACCUCAAUGCUCUUGUUGACCUAGCAGUCUGGAUUUAAAAAAGCGUUUAAAAACAAAUUGCACAGACAGAAUUCUCUAGCAUUAACUAGCCUCACCUUUUGAAAUUAGAUUUAAUAAAAGAUAAUAGUGUUACAGAACUUGGUUCUCUCUCCUUUUGGAUUGGUUUAAAAGUAUUACUUUUGUGCAUUUAGACUGAAUGUGUAAACCAAAUGUGUUUAUUUGUUUUUAAUAGAUAUGAAAGGGAUUUUGGAUAGGUGAACAAAAGGAUACUGUACUUUAAUAUGCUUAACACUCAACAUGCUGGAAAUAAAUUAUUCAAACAUUGCUAUCGCUGUUCCCUUAAUAUCUAAAGUUUUUCAAUCAAAGGUCUCUUCUGAAGUGAACAGCUGUAAAACAGUGACAUAAUUUUGAGGGAUUUACGCACAGAUGAUCUCGUUUGAUUUUGUGAACUGAAUAAAUCUUAGCCAUAAUGAACUGACAACCCAAAAUACUGAUACAGAAACAAUUGAAUGGAUCAUGUGUACAUUAAAGUCAUGUUCUUUGCCCAGUCCAUUGAACUGGCUGUUUUACUGAACAUCUCCUUUCUCUUUGGGUACGUUGAGCAUAAGAGAAUGACCCUAACCAUGCACCUCAACUUUACUCACUCAGUGUAGCCAACUUUCCUGAGUUUUUGCAACCAUAUUCCAUGUCUGCGUUCUGUCUAACCCUACUCAAUUCCUACUUGGGUAUCCUGUUUAUAUAUAAAUUUAUAUAACAAAAGAAGUUAACAGUUGUGCCAAAUAUUUUUUUCCUUGUAGCCUGUUCUACAGAUCUGUUGCUGUGAAGGCUGAAGAAUUUCUAUUUAAUAUUUAAUUUUCUGCCUUUAAAUACACAGACAAAUUGUUCUUUUCUAUCCUAACACAUCCCUUCCCCUCUCAUAUUUUCCCUUACCUGUAACCACUGGAAUGUGAUUGAGUCCAUGGUUAGUUGUGGGCUUUUAGUGAAUUGCUAAAGUACUUCUCUUUGCAGUCGUCUUCCAAAUAGUUAGCGACGAACCUGAUUAUAAAUACCAAGUCUCUGAAUCAUCUGUUAUCUUCAGUCUCUUUCAUUCUGGGCUACUUUACUGAUGUUACUAAUGGCAAGGAUCCAUGUCCAUUAAAAUAGAACUAUUUUUGAAUGGGAGUUCAGACUCUGGACCAAUUAAGGAGCUAAUCUGGAUGUGUUACUGGAAAAGUGUAUAAGUGGACAGGACAUUAUAAAAGAAUUUUUGGCAUGAAUUACUGAAUCUUUAUGGAGGAGUAAGUAAAGAAUACAAGGUUAACUGAAAAAUAUUAGGAAGGUAUCAAAUAGUACAGUUGUUAACAAAAAGCUGGAUGCCAACAAACUAAGCAUACUUUCACAACUGAAAUACUAGAAGUUAAAAGUAUCUCAUGUAGGUAAGUGUAAAUGUAAUUCGCUUUCAUGAUGUGACUGUCAAUGACAAGGCAGGGAUUUAAUCUUUCAAAUUUUCACUUCAUGGAAUUUGUAUUUACACUCUGGAUUAAUCAGUCCUCCAGUAACCAACACUGUACUGAUGUAACUGAAUAUUUUUAAAAAAUUGGAUCAGGGUGUUAGUACAAAUCUCUUGCAAAUGAGGAUCCAUUUAACAUAAUGCUUGGCAAUAGGAAAAAUCAUAUAGCAGUGUUUUUUUUUUGAGAUGAUAUUGCCAUGAGAGUGGUGGUGUGAAUUCUUGAAUGAAUAAAAAUUUGCUCCAACUGGGCUUGGGAAUCUUCCUGAUAACCAGCUUCCCACAACCAGUUGCAAUUUUGAAUUAUUAGUCUUUUUUUUAGAAGAAAGGACCAAUAUUUAUGAUAUUUCAAAAGCAUUCCCAACCAAUUAAUCACAUGAAAAUGUAGAAACUGGUAUGGCAAACAUUGCAGCCUAUGCAGGAAGCUAUUUUAUGGCAUGUUUUGGGGCCUCUGUAGUUAAUCAUUGAUUGUGAGGUCAAUGCUCUGUUAUGGCACUGACCUUCUGCCAUUUUACUAAUUCUGUUAAUGUUGUAUUGUCUAGCUUCAAGGGCCAUACAAUCUGUGAACUGCUUCAUUGUUGCUAAACUGCUGGAGGCGUUGCCCCAAUAUCAAGGGAAAUCCUCUUAAUUCACACUACUGAACUCUGGAAUUCUCAGCAUUCUUUAAGUGGACCACAUGUAUAAUCUGAAGCCUGCAAAUUUAUGGAUGGCACUGUAUAACUUAGAGUACACAGCACAGUUAAACCAUAUUGUUUGACUAUAACUAAUUGUGGAACUUGUAUUCAGGAACUGUAAUUUUAUUGAAGCAAAAUAAAACAAAUAGUGCUUGGCUUA